CCCCUCGUUCUUCCUGCUGGGCAGGAUAAGGUUACGCCGCCGGGGCCUCCUCUGUCGCAGGGAGGAAGGCGGGCCGACACCCUGCCGACUAGGGAGUCGCCACAGUUGGCAGCCGGGAGCCCGUGAGGACGCUGCUCUGCAGGCGGCCUGGAGCAGAGGGUGGGACCCAGAACGCAACCUGAGGCUGGGGUCCCCGCCAUGGCCACGGCCAGGCCUCCCGGGCGCGGCUGCAGAGCCCUGCCCGGAUGGCUGCUCGGUGCUGCGCUGCUACUGGGCCUGCGGCUCUGCAUGGAGUUGCACCGUGAGGGCCCCGGAUCCCCGGGACGCCGCGAUCCCCCGGGACCUCCCCGGCCGCACCUGCUACCUCCGCCCGGCCCUCCACGCAGUGCCAGAAGGAGGCAGGUGACCUACGUGCGUAGCGGGCGCCGAGCGCUGCCCCGGGGUGGUGGGACCACGACACCGGAGCCGAGCUGUUGCACCCUACGCGGGCUUCCCCGCAGGAAGGGUCCCCGAUGGCAUAUUGAGCUCCAGCCUUGGGCAGGCCCUGCUCAGUCCCUGGAUGAAGAAGCCUCAAGGUUCCUGAGCUACAUCAGCACCACUCAGAUUGCAUGUGAUCACAUGGGUACAGACAGCUUGGCAACUGACUCCAGCCCUGCAACGAAGCCCUGGCUGGUGUGUCUUGAUGACAGGUUUGGCUUAGCUCAUCAAAUCCGCAGCAAGCGGUGCCGCCUCUACUCCUUAGGCCUGGGAAGUGAUGACACACACUUUGAGGUGAGCAUGGCCAAUGACGGAUGUGAAGUGCAUCGUUUUGAUCCUAGUGUUAAAUCAGCCCAUGUUCUGGAGAGCCAGCGCCUCUGGCAUCACCGGUUGUCCAUCGAUUGGCGUGAUCCACAUCCAGCUGUGGCUGCUCAAAAGCCACAUAGCAACACCAGAAAACUGGGAAGCAUUUUGAAUGAAUUUGGGCAUCACAAGAUUGAUAUUCUCAAGGCGGAUCUGGAAAGUGCAGAAUGGAAAGUUCUAGAAAAUCUUAUUCUAGAAGACGUCCUUGAGCAGAUUGGGCAGCUGGUCUUUGAGAUUCAUCUCCACUGGCCUGGCUUUGAGGUCAGUGGCAGUGAGAGCAGCGUGGUGCGGUUUUGGUACAGCCUCCUGAAGGAGCUGGAGCAGAGAGACUUCAGGCUCUUCCACACCCACAAAGACGUGUCCAAGCCCCAGCUUUUCCUGAAGAAAGACAUCUUCAACGCUAGCAGCUGCUACACCCUGAGUUGGGUGAACACCAGAUGGAAGUAGAACGGAGUCUCCCACACAGUACAAGGAAUCGUUUGCAGAGAGGUGCAUCCAUGCUGCGCGCCUCAGAGUUACGUCUCCAGCUUCCUAAGCCUGUUGCCUGAUUGAGGCAGGUACUGUGUUAUCGUCUCUGUAGUACAUGAAGCCUUGAGCUUGAUGAGCAACAGCAACACGGAUGAACACCUCCACUUUCCCCACCUGAGAUUUUUGUGGGUUUGCCUUUGACAGAUUGGGGGUCUGCCCUCUUCCACCCUCACUUGGAGGGUAGAAAUACCCUGCCUAUGCCGGUUUUUAGUUUCCUUAAAAUUCGUUAUGUAUCUGUAGUUCACCGAUUUACAUUAAAAUGAAUUUGUUAAAAUUUUA
Molecule: messenger RNA, 1647 nt
Organism: Mesocricetus auratus (golden hamster)
Lineage: Eukaryota; Metazoa; Chordata; Mammalia; Rodentia; Cricetidae
Gene: Mettl24
Product: methyltransferase like 24
Exons: 5
Coding region: 199-1287 (362 amino acids)
Source: RefSeq, a predicted model, not a curated record